AUGUACCAGAGCUUUUACCGUCGUUUGCAAAUAACAAGCUCCAUUUACCUUGAGCUCGUAGCAAGUGUUACGUUUACGAAGCGCAAAUUCGGUCUAAUGAAGAAGGCGUAUGAACUGUCGGUACUAUGUGAUUGUGAAAUAGCGUUGAUCAUUUUCAAUUCUGGAAACAAGUUGUUUCAAUACGCUAGCACCGAUAUGGACAAAGUUUUACUUAAGUACACCGAAUAUAGCGAACCACACGAAAGUAAGACCAACGCUGAAAUAAUGGAAGCCUUACAACGGAAGGAGAAUAAAACUGGAGGUGUAGAUUCUGAUGACGAUUCAGCUGGGCCAUCAACCCCAAAUUUAUCAAAUGGUACAGCAGCGACGAUCAGUAAUGUGCAAAAUGACUACAACAACGGUGUUGCGGCGAACAUUGCUCAACAACUUUUUAAUCCAAACAUGUUUCUUAAUCCUAUUGCAACUUACAACGGUUCACGGAGUUCAUUACAACCGUCGAGGCCACAGCCACGAGCUGACACUCAGCGAUCGGUACACCAGCUAGACUUCCCGUCAACAAGCGCUUUUGCGGGUUUUUCAGACUGCUCAGCAAGCCCUCGACAAGUGGUCGAAAGCUCUCGCAAUACCCAAAUCGACGUAGUAGCUCGCCCCAGCAGUGUCCAGCUGGUUACACAUCAACAAAGUGCAGUUGAUGGUCAAACAGAUGUGAGCCAAGGGGAUAGAAUUCAGUUAGGUACACAACAGUGGUUGGAAUCGUUGCAUCCGAAAUCGUACGUUAAAUUGGAACCCAAUUCACCAGCGGAAAAGAGGGCUCGGGUCGAUAACUGGGGGGCGCAGCCAAUUACCUAG
Enterobius vermicularis (human pinworm) is the source of this 849-nucleotide messenger RNA. Lineage: Eukaryota; Metazoa; Nematoda; Chromadorea; Rhabditida; Oxyuridae. The record is from the annotation of a GenBank genome assembly.